UUCACUGAGGCAUUCCUGACCACUAGAACUGUGCCUGGCAUAGAGUAGGCACUUUAUAAACUCCUGCUGCAUGAACAAAAGAACAAGUGUGGAUGCUUCAAAGGAAGACUUGCACCCAGCUGACCCUCAGAGUGAAGGGGUCCCACCUAAUAGGAAGAACACCAAGACUUCCCCAAGAGGAGAAGGGCCAUGUGUCUGAACCCUGUGUGAGAUGCUUUGUAUACUAGCCCUUGUUGGGGUGUUGCACCCAUUUUAAUCAAACAACCAAGGUUCUCAGAAAUUAAAGACUCAUUUAAGAUGCCAAAGUUCACAAGUGGAUGGUUUGAUGCUGAAGCCAACAUUUUUAACACCACCUCAGCUCAAAAGGCCUGAAGGCCACUUAAUUCUAUCAACCUUCAACCAUCUUGUCCAUGGACACAUCCUUGACCCAAAGCAGAUAUUCUGUGUAGCUCAUGUGCGUACAGAUUACAAACUCAACUGAAGAAGCAUAGAGAGGCACUGGAAGAGGCAUCUUAUGAGAGUCAGCCAGGACUGGUAA
This is a messenger RNA of Chlorocebus sabaeus (green monkey), 538 nucleotides long. Its product is annotated as chromosome 29 C15orf32 homolog. The record is from RefSeq and is a predicted model, not a curated record. NCBI's taxonomy places the organism in Eukaryota, Metazoa, Chordata, Mammalia, Primates, Cercopithecidae.